AUGCCAUCUCAUUUUGAUACUCUUCAAUUGCACGCUGGCCAAGAUCCAGACAGUGAAGCUGCUAGACCAAGAGCUCCACCUAUUUAUGCCACCACCUCUUAUGUUUUCAAAGACUCUCAACAUGGAGCUCAAUUGUUUGGUUUGGAGAAGGAAGGGUACAUUUACUCUCGUAUCAUGAACCCAACUGCUGAUGUGUUUGAAAAGAGAAUUGCUGCUUUAGAACACGGUAUUGGUGCACUUGCUGUAUCUUCUGGUCAGGCAGCUCAAUUCACUGCUAUUGCCUCAUUAGCUCAUGCUGGUGACAAUGUUGUUGUUGCCUCGUAUUUGUAUGGUGGUACUUACAACCAAUUCAAGGUGGCUUUCAAGAGAUUAGGCAUCGAGGCCAGAUUUGUUGAUAUCGACAACUUUGACGAGAUCAAAUCAAAGAUCGAUGACAAGACCAAGGCUUUAUACUUUGAGUCAAUCUCAAACCCCAAAUACAACGUUCCAGAUUUCGAAACCUUGGCUCUGAUUGCACACGAAAGAGGUGUUCCAGUUGUUGUUGAUAACACUUUUGGUGCUGGUGGGUUUUUGGUCAACCCCAUUGAUUUUGGUGCGGAUAUCGUUGUUCAUUCUGCCACUAAAUGGAUCGGUGGUCACGGAACAACCAUUGCUGGUGUUGUUGUUGAUUCUGGUAAGUUCCCAUGGGCUCAAUAUCCCAAGAAGUUCCCUCAAUUCUCAGAACCAAGUGAAGGGUACCAUGGUUUAGUGAUAAAUGAUGCUUUAGGACCAGCUGCUUUCAUUGGCCAUGCCAGAAUUGAAAUCUUGAGAGAUUUGGGUCCAAACUUGAAUCCAUUCGGUGCCUUUAUGUUGAUCCAAGGUCUUGAAACCUUAUCUCUCAGAGUCGAAAGACAAUCCAGUAAUGCCUUGAAGUUGGCCCAAUGGUUAGAAAAGUCCCCUUAUGUUACUUGGGUCUCUUAUAUAGGGUUAGAAUCUCAUCCUGAUCAUGCCAGAGCCUUGAAAUACUUUAACAGUAAGGAAUACUUUGGUGGAGCCUUAUCUUUUGGUGUUAAGGAAUUGGAUAACAUUGUUGAAGACCAAUUCAAAGAAGCCUCUCCCCUGUUUGUUGAUCAAUUGAAGGUUGCUUCAAACUUGGCCAAUGUUGGGGACUCCAAGACCUUGGUCAUUGCUCCAUGGUUCACCACUCAUCAACAAUUGAGUGACGAAGAAAAGAUUGCAUCUGGUGUCUCUAAGGACUUGAUUAGAUUAUCUAUUGGUACUGAGUUUAUUGAUGAUAUCAUUGAUGAUUUCGCCCAAGCUUUCGAAAAGGUUUAUGAAAGCAAAUAA
This is a messenger RNA of Lizanozyma spartinae, 1326 nucleotides long. It is a transcript of the gene MET15, whose product is annotated as bifunctional cysteine synthase/O-acetylhomoserine aminocarboxypropyltransferase. NCBI's taxonomy places the organism in Eukaryota, Fungi, Ascomycota, Pichiomycetes, Serinales, Debaryomycetaceae. The coding region runs from base 1 to 1326 and encodes 441 amino acids. The record is from RefSeq and is a predicted model, not a curated record. Gene Ontology annotation, biological process: transsulfuration. The transcript has a single exon. Gene Ontology annotation, molecular function: transferase activity, transferring alkyl or aryl (other than methyl) groups; pyridoxal phosphate binding.